Coniosporium apollinis CBS 100218 is the source of this 3903-nucleotide messenger RNA. RefSeq lists its product as uncharacterized. NCBI's taxonomy places the organism in Eukaryota, Fungi, Ascomycota, Dothideomycetes. The transcript has 6 exons. Bases 1 to 3903 code for a protein of 1300 amino acids. The record is from RefSeq and is a predicted model, not a curated record.
AUGGACCCAGUGUCGAUGGCUUCUCCUUCUUCCUCUUCUUCUUCUUCCGCUGCCGCCAAUGCACGUCCUCCGUCCGCUCACACUCGACGUUCUUCGCGAUCCGGGUCGCAGGCCUCGUCGUCUGGCACCACCGUCAAGCGCGCCGCAUCGCUCAGCUCUUCCAAUGCACCCUACUCGAGGUUUUCCUCCGCGCCUUUUCCCUCCUUCGAUUCGGCUGAGGCGUUCGGUGACGCAGCCACCUUACCUGCCAGAAACACCACGCCAACCCACAGACGCCGAUCGAGCGUAGCGGAGGGGUUUAGCGGUAUCAAGGAAGGCAUUGGUAAUCUCAAUCGCUGGUCCCACUCUACAACCUCGAGCAGGUCGUCGACGAAGGACACGACAGCUGGGAGCAGCUUCUCGCGCAGGAUGAGCAUUAGCGGCAGCACAACCCUCUCUUCAGUUCAUGGCUCCUCGGCCGCCCAUUCCUCGCCAUCGCGCAAAAGCAGUACGGAGCCGCGAUAUUCGCCUACACGCAGCCCUCAUCGGCGAGCACGACCUCCGUCUCCGUUGCCUUCAGCACCGCCAAUAACACUGCCACCUUUAUCAACGCCCCCCACCCACUUCCCUCAAACCAGCUACGAGUCUGGAUCCACAUCCACGCCCGCGACGGCUGGGACGUCCUCGGCAUCUGAGUUCCAUACGCCGCUGUCCCAUUCGAACUCGACGCCUGAUUAUUUUGGUUCACGAAUACCCAAGCCAGGAUCGCCAAAGCGAUCGAUGAUUUACCGAAGCACGCAGUUGCGAUCGCCUCACACCACGCCUCCCAUACUACUAUCGGAUAGUUCAUCUCGACCUUCUGGUUUGUUACGUGCCGGGAUCGGCUCAGCAUUGGUGGGGCAGGAGCCUGGAUUAAGGCAGAGGCUGGCAAGCAACAGCAUUCAAGAAAGAAGGGACGAAGGUGGCGGCUCGGGGAACCCAUCUGCCCGUCUCAGGGAGCGGAGUACAAGCGACAGCGACAGGAACCGCGAAAGCCAGUCUACUGCCAGUCCUCCAAGGACAAGAGAGCGUCGUGAAAAAGACAAGAAAUCGAUGCUGUCUAGAGCUUUACAGAAAGCCAAUACGGCUGUGCUGCUUGACAAUGCACUGAAUUUUGAGGGUGCAGUUGAGGCCUAUGAGGAUGCUUGUAGGCUGCUACAACAGGUUAUGCUGAGGAGUUCUGGGGAGGAUGAUCGAAGAAAGUUGGAUUCCAUUCGAAUCACUUAUACGAAUCGAAUCCAAGAACUUCAGAUACUGAACCCCUCCCACCAGCCCGCUUCAGGCAAAUCCCUACCAGCCAGACCGAUGAGCGACGAGUCCUUAGGCUCAGGCGCUCUGUCGCUACCGCUUGGGUCAGACGAUGAUGAUGAGCCUGUGGUGAUUGGAACUGCGAGCACAAUGCCAAUCACAUCGCAGUCCAACGGUCUAUUAAAGGUUACGGCGUCCAACUCCCGGCUUAGUCAGCGAGUACCUGCGAUGCGGCUGUCCGCUUUUGAUUCGCCUAUGGACAAGAGUUAUAUGCCACCACCGCUAUCACCACGACCCCCACCAUCGCCAAGUCUUGAAUCAGGAGAUGAGCCGGCUGAAGGACCAAUCGCCAGACAGAACAGCCAGGUCUCUCAGCAAGGCCCUAGCGACCCCGAACCCAUAAAAAAUGACGAGCCCGUAUCCUGGUUAGACACUAUAGAUGAGUCUGACGGUUCUUCUUGCGCAUCAUCUGUGCAUUCAGUAUCGUCACUCGAUGGUGCUAUUCAUCGGAAGCAUCUGCGCAACAAUAGUGGAUCAACGCAGGCAGAGUUCGAUGCUGCGCUUGACGCUGCUGUCGAAGCCGCUUACGAUGAUGGAUUCGAGCCAUACGAGGAGGAUCGGCCGCUGGAGAUGCACCAAUCUGUCCUGAGCAAGGCGCCCUCUGCGAUGGACAGGUUAGCCAAUGAGCGAGACGCAGAACUUGCAAGAGAGGAUUUAAUAAAGGCAGCGAAGCUCCAUCCCGAAGCGGACGAGGAAGAGCGGAUGCUCGACGAAAUGACCAAGGAGUAUAUGCUGGAAGGGUUCGACUUCGACCUUCAGUCAAAGUCAGCACUGCCCAGGCAAUCAGACUCCAGCGGCUUUUCCUCCGGCAGUGCCUGGAACAGCUCCAUGUCCUCGAACCGGACGACUGCCGGGACCUCACUUUCUACAGUUGCAGAGCUGCCUGCCGCUCAUCUCUCAACGAUAGCACAACUGGACCUACCCUUACCCGCACCGCCACCCACAAUAUCCUUGCCUGCCGUGUCUGCAAGCCACCCAGAGGAAAUUCCUCAUCAACCUCCGAUAAGUACAAUGCCGAGCGUGCCAAGUGUCGUAGCUCCUCAUGGCAUUGGCGUUCGAAGUCGAAGGCUGUCGGGCAAAGACCCGAAGCACCUGAAGAUUGAGACAUCAAUUCUUGUUCCUCACGUCGUCCAGCCGCCGCUCUCCCAGGACCGCUUAUCAACCACGGCCGCUCAGGGUAAAGAGCGCAAGGUGCCGCCCGCUCUUGAGUCACUGCCCAAGAUGCCCGCUUCGGCAGCGAGCCUUGACAUUACGCCACCAACACCUUUACCGGGAUCCAGUCCUGCCGAUUCCAUCCCAAUAAUCUUAUCCGAUAACCCCGAUACAGCGCUAACUCGCGUAACCUCCGAAGACAGCACCCUCGCGCCCAAGUCACCCAGACACUUCAAACCUUCAACUACCAAAAGUUCACAUCCCCCCACUUCCCUCAGGAAGAACGGAUCCUCACUCAGCCUCAAAAGCCGCGCACUCUCACUCUCGAGCCCCGAUGGUUCUGAAAACAGCAUCCACACUCCCCUAAGUACUACAUUCGCUGCCUUCUCGACGCGCAAGCUCAGCAACCCAGCCAUUGCACCCACGCCCACCAUCCCAACAUUCGCGACCGACAGCCUGGCUAUCGGCGGCCUGCACCUCUUCAACAGCGACAUACAGAGCCCGAGUAGCACCGACAGCGCCACGCAGCUAGACUCCGACACCGACGGCCCCAUCCCACUCGAGCCCUGUCCCGACGCCCACCUCCUCCGCCCCUUCUGGCUACUCCGCGCAGUCUACCAGACCCUCGCACACCCGCGCGGCGGCUAUCUCUCCAACAAACUCUUCGUCCCCCGCAACAUCUGGACCGUCAACGGCGUUAAGCUCAAGCACGUCGACGAGAAAAUCGCGAACAUGGACCUCCUGACCGCAGCAUUGUUGCGGCUUGCCCGCGUAGAUGAAGAUGAUGCUGAGGCUGUGCUCGAGGAGAUGCAGGCGCUGGAGAAAGUGCUGGAUCAGGCGCAGGCGGCGCUGGCCAGGAAGCUGGGGUCAGAGGUCGGCGUGAAUGGCAUCGGCAGCUUCUUCAAGGACGCCACGGGUGUUGUCAGACCGGCGACCGGCGGUUCCGAGGCAGGGUUGCUCGGCGAACAGAAAGUCGGGGCGCAGGCCAAAUCGUACCUUACCUCGUGGCGGAAACUGAGGAGUAAAGGCUCAGCGAUGGGGCUUAAUGCGCAUGGUGCUGGCACAGGGGCAGUCAAGGAUCUUCCCAAGGAUGCCUUCACGAUGCCGAGUCUGCCGAUGACGGGGCUGCCGGCUAUCCGGUUCGCGAAGAGGGAUGUGAAGGCCGUGACCUGCGAAGGGCCGAAUGCGAAUUAUAUGGGGAGUCUGGUGCGAUUGUGUGAUGCGGUGCAGAUACUUGACCAGAUAGCCCGACAGGCCGAGGAUCCAGGUCUUAGACACUCUUCGCAAACGCACGUCGGUUUGGAGCUUAGCACCAGGCACGCGGCGGAGUUCUUCGGAUUCUAUGUCUGCAGGUUCGUGCUGCAGGAUGUUGGGAUUUUGCUUGACAAGUUCGUCAAGAGGGGGUGUGAGUGGGUGCUUGUUUGA